AUGGACCAAGUCCAGGAUCUCGUCCUCAACCCAUUAAAACCCUAUCUGAUUCCGAUCACGCACAACCUCCCCGGCCCUCUCAAUGACCUCGCCGUCACCCUCCUCGGCGAACGCUGCCACAGCGCCCUCCUCCUCGACCUCGACUUUGCCUCGCAUCCCGAAUGCGUGUCGCUGGCCAUCUCAAAGGCUCUGGGGAUCGUCAUCAUCACGGCGGCGUCCGUGGUGAAGGUGCCGCAGAUCAUCAAACUCGUCAGGUCCCAGUCCUCGGAGGGACUGUCGUUCACGAGCUACCUGCUGGAAACGGCCAGUUUUGUGAUUACCCUGGCUUAUAACAUGCGCAAUGGGUUCCCCUUCAGCACGUACGGCGAGACGGCGCUGAUCGCCAUUCAAGACGUGGUGAUUAGCGUGUUGAUCCUGGUGUAUUCCAAGAAGAGCGCGCAGGCGGGCGCCUUUCUCGCGGCCUUUGGCAGCGCCGUGUACGCGCUGGUGGUCUCAGACACGCUCGUCUCGGACGCGCAAAUGACCAGUCUGCAAGCCGGCGCCGGCGCCCUGAGCAUCGCCAGCAAGCUGCCCCAAAUCCUCACAAUCUACACCCAAGGUGGGACGGGACAGUUGUCCGCGUUCGCCGUCUUCAACUACCUGUUCGGCAGCCUCAGUCGGAUCUACACCACGAUCCAAGAGGUCGACGAUAAGUUGAUCCUGUACGGGUUCAUUGCCGGGUUUGCGUUGAAUGCCGUUCUGGCCGCGCAGGUGGUGUACUAUUGGAACAGCCCCACGACCGCGGGCCACGCCAAGGAGUUGGAUAAGAAAGGGAAAGGUGCCAGUGGGCUGCAGGGCGUGGGACAAAAAGGGAGUGCCGCACUUGCUACGGAGGAGGCGACCGGGCUGAGUCCCGGCAAGGCAAACGCGACAGGGAGGCCGAGCAGCAGCAGCGGGAGAAGAAGAGGAUGA
Molecule: messenger RNA, 951 nt
Organism: Fonsecaea multimorphosa CBS 102226
Lineage: Eukaryota; Fungi; Ascomycota; Eurotiomycetes; Chaetothyriales; Herpotrichiellaceae
Exons: 1
Coding region: 1-951 (316 amino acids)
Source: RefSeq, a predicted model, not a curated record